Messenger RNA from Drosophila eugracilis, 1875 nucleotides. RefSeq names its product neprilysin-1. Gene Ontology annotation, cellular component: plasma membrane. The transcript has 2 exons. The record is from RefSeq and is a predicted model, not a curated record. Gene Ontology annotation, biological process: protein processing. Gene Ontology annotation, molecular function: metalloendopeptidase activity. NCBI's taxonomy places the organism in Eukaryota, Metazoa, Arthropoda, Insecta, Diptera, Drosophilidae. The coding region runs from base 1 to 1875 and encodes 624 amino acids.
AUGGCAGUCUUGUCGGAGUUCAGUGUGCUUUCGGCUAUUAUGUGGAUUAGUUGCCUUUUAUUUCUGCCCCUUGUGGCGGGCAGCAUCAAUUCAAGACUGCUAGAUAGUAUCCUUGUCAAUUUGGACGAGGAUUCUAGUGCAUGUGGCCAUUACUACAACCAUUCCUGUGGCAAGUACAACGAGCACCACAACAAUGGCACCUAUUUUCACUUUAACCAAAUGCUGGACCUCCAGGUGAAACAAAAAUUUGUAAAACUAAUGGAGAACCUGCAUAAGAAUUCGCAAUCGCCAGGAUUCAAUGAGUCAAGUGUUGAGGCAAAGGUCCUUCGUUUCUACACCAUCUGCAGUGCAUCGCCUCGAAACAUUAGCAGUUUGGAACAGUACUUGCAACUGGCUCCUCCAGGCGAAGGACUCACUUGGCCCCAAUUUACACCAAGUGAUAGUAAAUGGCCACAGAAACCGUUCAACUGGCUGGAGACAUUGGGCUAUUUGCACCGCUAUGGCCUAACCAAUGUCUUCUUAAGCCUAGAAGUCGAACCCAAUCCCCUCAAAGGCUCGGAAUUUCGGUUGGAUCUCAGAAAACCAAAUUUUGAGGAGAAAUCACAGAAACUGAACAGCUUUGUGGAAACCCUAACCAUGCUCUAUCUCAUGAAGGUCCCUCCGAAUGAAGUCAUACCCUUGGCAAGAAAGAUACGAAACCUAGAGGAGUCUAUAAACGAGCUGGUCAUGGGAAUAGAAUAUAUUGACGGGGAACUUAUCAGUAUAGAAGAAUUGGAAAAAAGAACCGGGAUCAAAUUUCACAGAUUGCUUGAGCAAUUUUUGGGUCAGGACGUUGGCCCAGGUUUCCAGGUGGUGGCCCAGCAAUUCGAGUAUUUCAGUUCCCUCAAGAAGCUAAUGGAGAAACAGGAAGAUCACGUAGUUGCCAGCUAUAUAAUGACCCGAUUCGGGAUGUAUCUAUUGGAGGAAACUACGGUCGGCACAGAAUCCACUAAAGCCAACAUCCAUGAAAUCAAUAAUAUUUUCGAAAAAUUGCGUAACGAAUUCCUGUUGCAAGUUGAACACAAUCGUCUGGAGUUAAGCCCUAGGCAAAAAAGGUUUAUAGUAAGAAAGGCUCAAGAAGUUAUCCUUAAUAUUGGAAACAUUCCAAGAGCUGAUGAUUUUCGAAAUUUCGCUAGCCAUUACUACGAGGGAUUAGAGUUUCCCCCUGGACCCCUUGAUUACCAUCGGGAACAUCUCAAGUUGCUGCAGUUUCGCACCCAAAAGAGGGUUUCACAAAUCCAGCAAAGGACACAGAUUCGAGAAGAAUAUUUCCACUUGCCCGAUCCAACUACAGCAGAAGCCUCCUUUGCCUAUUAUGUGAGCUACCUGAAUAUUAUUAUCGUGCCACUUGGCUUACUUCAAGAACCGUUUUUUGCACCGGAUAGUGAUGAUGUUUUUAAGUACAGCCUGAUGGGAUUCUCUUUGGCACAAUUGUUUAUGAACGCCUUCGACACAGAUGGCAUUACGGUCGAUAGCUAUGGAAUUCAGCAAGGAUUUAAAUCAGAACGCUUUGACGAGGCUUUGCGGUGCAUGUAUCGCAACGAAAUUGAGGAUGUUGAUGAUAGUCUAUCGGAUAAUUUUGGUCUAAUGAUCACCUAUAAUGCCUACUUAAAGAAUAAUAAGAACUCAACCCACACCGACUUCACCCAUUUGCCACCGGAAAAGAUAUUCUUCCUCAAUUUUGGACAAUCCUUCUGCGAAAAUAGUAAAUAUAUCUUUAAUUCCGAAAAAGAUCAGGAACGUUUGCAGCAGAUUGUGAAGGGAUUUGAACCCUUUAAUAAGGCUUUUGGAUGUCGUCGAGAUGGUCCACAGCAAGAAAAGUGCCAGGUGUGGUGA